Dibothriocephalus latus is the source of this 405-nucleotide messenger RNA. The record is from the annotation of a GenBank genome assembly. NCBI's taxonomy places the organism in Eukaryota, Metazoa, Platyhelminthes, Cestoda, Diphyllobothriidea, Diphyllobothriidae.
AUGCUUGCCGAAUUCCAGAAACCAUUAAAACUGACGACGAUAACCGCGAAGCACAUUUUUGUCAGCCUUGCGGACGAAAAAGGAUGCAUGCUUGUCGCUGGUGCUGCCGGGCAGUAUUCAGUCUCCUUCAGUCUCCCCGACGUUCUGCUCGCAGUACCCCUUCAUGGAGUGCCAGAACCGGCUACUAAGUUUGCGGUCUUCCAACAGGCACCUCGCAACAGCCUGUCCUUCGGCGUGUAUGACGUCACUUCCGGUCGUCAGGUCUCCCCGGCGGUAUUUUCUAAGCCGCUGAUUCUGCAUUCAAAUCACGGAGGCCUAGAAGGGGUAGGUGCUGCCUUUAUAAGUUGUUGCAAUGUUGCAUGUUGGCCGCUGUUUCACUCGGCACUCUCAGUUACUACUUAUUGA